This is a messenger RNA of Candidozyma duobushaemuli, 2097 nucleotides long. RefSeq names its product Fre10p (gene FRE10). Bases 1 to 2097 code for a protein of 698 amino acids. Gene Ontology annotation, biological process: copper ion import; iron ion transport; intracellular iron ion homeostasis. Gene Ontology annotation, cellular component: plasma membrane. The record is from RefSeq and is a predicted model, not a curated record. The transcript has a single exon. Gene Ontology annotation, molecular function: ferric-chelate reductase activity. NCBI's taxonomy places the organism in Eukaryota, Fungi, Ascomycota, Pichiomycetes, Serinales, Metschnikowiaceae.
AUGGUGUGUUUGACCAAACUUUUCGCCGCCGUCUGUGUGACAGCAGCCACGGCAUCUGCAUCUUCCGAUGGAUUUAUGAUUUACCACAAAAACCAGCUUACCGUUGACGCCUGCGACACCAUUCUCGGUAAGACUGUCACACUUUAUGGUAAGAAAGAUAAGGCUGCCUACUGUAACGUUGACAACCAGCCUGCUUUGGGUUCGAUGGCCCACUGUUUAAAGCAAAUGCCAAACCCUAAGGCUGUUGGUGUCUUCUUGGAAGGCUGUUCUAAGUACAAAUUGACUGAGGAGCAGUUGUGGGAUGCAUAUGACAACGCUACCAGCUACUUGGUCACAAACACAUCCGCUGUUCCCGGUUUCAACAAGACCAAAUUGUUCAGUUUGCCUGUGAAGAUUUCUCAGAAGAAGAUUGACGGUGCUUACCACUCUGUCUUGCACCGUUACUACAACUACAACUACGCUCACUACUACAGUUGGGUUCUUCUUGCCUACUGGGGUGUGGUUGUUGUCAUUGCUGGUCUCUGUAGACUUGCCAAGUUUGCAUUCCCAGGCUUUGUCCACUCGUUGAACGGCAAGGUCUCCAACACCUACAGAAGAUACAUCACCUUGCCAGGAUUGUUCAACGGGAAGGUCAGCGAGCAUGCUACCCUUCUCAAAGCUAUCCAAUACGUGAUUCCAACUAGAUUGGAGACGAUCCUAAUAUUUAUUUGGUUCAUCUUGUGCGUGGCAUUUAAUGUGGCCAACUUCCAGCAUGAUGUUCCUAACCCUAUCUGGCCAAAGAAGGAAGUCGAGAUGGGUAGAAAAAUUGCCGACAGAACUGGUGUCAUUGCCAUCUACAUGGUUCCCCAGUUGGUUUUGUUUGCCGGUAGAAACAACUUCAUGGAGUACAUUUCUGGCUGGUCUUACUCGAGAUUCAACCUUAUUCACCAGUGGUACGCCAGAAUCCUCUUCAUUGUCAUCAUUGUUCACGCUGUCGGUAUGACCCUCAAUGGUGUGGGUGCUGGCAAGUACGUGAGACGUAACGCGGAAAUGUACAUGAAGUUGGGUUAUGUUGCAACCAUUGCCGGUGCUCUUAUGAUGGCCCACUCGCUUUCGUUCAUCCGUCAAAAGAACUACGAGUUCUUUGUUCUUUCACACAACAUUUUGGCCAUCUUGUUCAUUGCAGGUACAUGGAUCCAUAUUGCCGACCACGCUUUCCAGCAGUACAUGUACGCUGCCACUGCUAUUUGGGCUUUUGACAAGUUUGCUAGACUCUGCAGACUCGCUUGGUUUGGUGUCAAGACCGCCGAGGUACAAUUGUUUGACGACGAGAACUUGAAAGUGAAGAUUCCACGUAACAAGUACUGGAAGCCAUUCCCAAUGGCCCACUGCUUCAUCUACUUCUUCCGCUCCAACUGUUUCUGGCAAUCUCACCCAUUCACAGUGCUUGACUCUGUGGUGGAGGAGCAGACAAUCACUUUCUACAUCAAGGUCAAGGGAGGCAUGCUGAGCAGCUUGUGUCAAUACUUGAGCCUGCAGCCUGAGCGUAAGGCCAGAAUCAAGUGUUCCGUGGAAGGUCCAUAUGGCCACAAGGCGCCUUUGCAGCACUACCAGGACGUCAUUUUCCUUGCUGGAGGUCGUGGUAUUCCAGGCUUGUACUCUGGCGCCUGGGACCUUAGCAAGCGUCAAGGUAACCAGAGAAUCAAAUUGUACUGGAUGAUCCGUCACUGGACCCUGAUUGAGUGGUUUUACGAGGAGUUGCAGCGUUUGAAGGACACCACUGUGCAACCCAUUGUUUACGUGACACGUCCUGAGGAGAAUCUUGGCUCAUCGUUUGUUCAGUCUUUCGACGACACGGCGAGCGAGGAAAAGAAGAGUGAAGGUGAGGAUGUGGAUGUGGCUGCAGCAAUUCGCAGCCAAUUUUCAUUUGUGGAGUUCAGAGAAGGACGCCCCGAUGUGGAAGGCCUCAUCAAGGACGACAUUUCAGAGGCUCACGGCGCCGUUGCGUUUGUUGCUUGUGGUCACGGUUCGCUUGUUGACUACCUGAGAAAGGUUAUUGCUGGAAACUUGCCCGAGGGCAAAAGAGUGGAUUUCUACGACCAGAUGCAGACAUGGUAA